CGGGGCAGGUGGCGGGGGCGCCGCCGCCGCCGCCGCCGGGGAUUAGCCGCCCCCGAGGGAUUUGAACCCAGAGCCCGCGCGGGCCCGUCCCCGCCGCCAAGAUGCUCCGGAAAGGGCGCUGUGUGGAGUUGUUCCUGGUGCUCUUCGGGCUGGAAAUUCAGGUCACCACCCCCUGCCCCGUGGACUGCGUGUGCUACCCGGCGCCCAUGACGGUGAGCUGCCAGGCCCACAACUUCGCCGCCAUCCCCGAGGGCAUCCCGGAGAACAGCGAGCGCAUCUUCCUCCAGAACAACCAGAUCAGCCUGCUCUUGCGCGGCCACUUCACGCCGUCCAUGGUCACCCUGUGGAUCUACUCCAACAACAUCAGCUUCAUCGCCCCGGACACCUUCCGGGGCUUCGUGCACCUGGAGGAGCUGGACCUGGGCGACAACCGCCACCUGCGGGCCUUGGCCCCCGAGACUUUCCAGGGGCUGGUGCGGCUGCACGCCCUUUACCUUUACAAGUGCGGGCUCAGCUCCCUGCCCGCCGGGCUCUUCGGCGGCCUGCACAACCUGCAGUUCCUCUACCUGCAGGACAACCACCUGGAGUUCCUCCAGGACGACACCUUCGGGGACCUGGUCAACCUAAGCCACCUGUUCCUCCACGGCAACAGGCUGUCCAGCCUCCACCAGGACACCUUCCGGGGCCUGGUCCACCUGGACCGGCUGCUCCUCCACGAGAACCAGCUGCAGUGGGUGCACCCCCGGGCUUUCCACCACCUCCAGCGGCUCACCAUCCUCUUCCUCUUCAACAACAGCCUGUCCGAGCUCCAGGGGGACUGCCUGGCUCCCCUGGGAGCCCUAGAGUUCCUCCGGCUCAACGGCAACCCCUGGCACUGCGGCUGCAAGGCCCGCUCGCUCUGGGAGUGGCUGCGCCGAUUCCGGGGCUCCAGCUCCAGCGUCCUGUGCCGGACCCCCGAGCAGCUGAGCGGCCAGGACCUCAAGGUGCUCCAGGCCGAGGUCUUCCGGGCCUGCUCCACCUCCUCCUCCGAGUCCCUCCACCAGAUCAAGGCGCACCCGCUUCCGGCCCCGGACCGGGGCGUCCCCCGGGACCGGCUCCCACCCCCCCACGCCUCCAGGGAGCGGGAUGGCCCACCCGCCUCCCGCCCAGGCUCCCGCAAGCCCGGCAAAAACUGCACCAGCUACAAAACCCGCAACCAGACCUCCAAGCCGGGGGGCGGGCUGGGGCCGCAGAAGGGCAUGCCCGAGGGCCAGGACUACGCGCCCGACUACGAGGCCAAGUUCGGCUUCGACCUGAUGCCCACGGCCCGGCCCAAGCGCAAGGGCAAGUGCGCCCGGCGGACCCCCAUCCGCGUCCCCAGUGGGGUCCAACAGGCCUCCGGGGCCUCUGCGGCCGCCGGGGCCUCGCUCCUCCUCUGGAUCACGGUGGCCACGGCGGCGGUGGUCACCCUCCGUUGAGCCAGGGGGGAGAGCAGGGGGU
This is a messenger RNA of Tachyglossus aculeatus (Australian echidna), 1479 nucleotides long. It is a transcript of the gene RTN4RL1, whose product is annotated as reticulon 4 receptor like 1. The record is from RefSeq and is a predicted model, not a curated record. Gene Ontology annotation, cellular component: plasma membrane. Gene Ontology annotation, molecular function: protein binding. Lineage: Eukaryota; Metazoa; Chordata; Mammalia; Monotremata; Tachyglossidae. The transcript has 2 exons. Bases 102 to 1457 code for a protein of 451 amino acids.